Molecule: messenger RNA, 309 nt
Organism: Mytilinidion resinicola
Lineage: Eukaryota; Fungi; Ascomycota; Dothideomycetes; Mytilinidiales; Mytilinidiaceae
Exons: 1
Source: RefSeq, a predicted model, not a curated record
AAACACAUAUACAGCUGCUACAAGAAGCGACUUAGGACGAGCUAUAAAUUCGCGGAGCUGUGUUUUCCCUGCAGCGAAUGGAUCACCAGCGAGAAGGAAUGGAUAGACCAUUGCCAAGCCCACCUGGACAAGCCUGAAGGGAUUCCAACUCAAUGUAAUCCUUUCAGCUAUGGUGGAUGCCUGGCCUCCCCUAGAUACUGCCCUUUCUGUCUCGGCGAUACUGCGCUUCCCGCCACUUCUCUGAUGCGUCAAUUCCUUGACCGACCCGAAUGGCAAGACCAUGUUGAGCAACAUAUUGAAAAACUAGAA